AAACUUGCAGAUCUCACGUAGAAAAUGUCAAACAUUUGCAGAAGUAAUGUUUUUCGUUUGGUUCGCCAAUACUCCACUCAAUCGGCAGCCUCCACAUAUGUUUCUCCCCAAAUGGCUGAAUUUCGUGUGGGGAAAAUAAUAGAGGUGAGAAAGCACGAGAAUGCAACUCGCUUAUAUGUCUCACAAAUUCAAUUGACUGAGCACGCCCAGAACCCCAAGUUUGUUCAGGUUUGCAGUGGACUUGUGGAUUAUCUACCGAUUGAAAGUUUGCUUCACUCAAGAGUUUGUUUGGUGACCAAUUUGAAACCUUGCAAAAUGCGCGGUGUGAAGUCAGAGGCAAUGCUUUUAGCAGCCGUGAAUGCUGACAAUUCCAAGGUGGAGAUAGUUAAUGCUCCAAAAGAUGUUCCCUUAGGUACCCUACUAUAUUUUGAAGGGCAUAAAAAUAAGCAUGAGAUUUUCACGAGACUGAGCUCCUCGCAAUGGAAGAGUAUCGCAGAAAACCUUCAUACAGACUCGAACGGCAAUGUGGUUUUUGGAAAAGACCAACCUUUACUAUUGCGGAACACAAUAAACAAUAAUCUUUGUACAGUUCACACGCUGAUUAACUGCAAUGUUCGCUGAUAUGUCUGUGUAAGGACUUGAUGCUACAUUUUGCACAGCCUUGGGGUUUUUGGGAACGGCUGCGGCUCGAUCUGACUCAGGUACAUGAUUAUCUUGUUUGCUAGCUACGAGAUCGGAGUUUUUAAGGAUGCUCAAAUGACGUAACCAUAUCGCUGCCUAUCUCUGCUGGGGCCUUCUGCCCCAUCACAUGCC
Molecule: messenger RNA, 813 nt
Organism: Ogataea polymorpha
Lineage: Eukaryota; Fungi; Ascomycota; Pichiomycetes; Pichiales; Pichiaceae
Exons: 1
Coding region: 112-621 (169 amino acids)
Cellular component (GO): methionyl glutamyl tRNA synthetase complex
Molecular function (GO): tRNA binding
Source: RefSeq, a predicted model, not a curated record